AUGCUGCUUAAUCGUUGGCCUAAUGAAACACCAAAUGGUGGUUGUGAUGUUAAUGUUGAAUAUGAAUUACAAAAUCGAAAUUUCGUUUUAAAAGAUGUUCAAAUAAUGGUACCAUUAUCGGACAGUGGACAAAUACCAGUGAUUGGAAAAUUUGAUGGUGAUUAUCAAUUUGAUAAUCGAAAAACAACAUUAAUAUGGACAUUACCUGUUGUUGAUCAAACAAAUUCUGAAGGAGCAUUAGAAUUUACAAUUCUAGGAAAAUCAGUUGAUUUUUUUCCCAUUCAAGUAGAUUUUAUUGCUGAAACAUCAUAUUGUGAUAUUAAAGUAAAGCCCAAAAAAUAAAAAUAAAAAGACUUUAAUAUUUUUAUUGAUUGGAUUUUUAUUCUAGAUUGCUGAUGUCAAGUCUGUUGACACUUGUAAAUCUAUUGUGUAUUCAAAUGAAUCACAGCUUAUUGUUGAUAAAUACGACUAUGUUUAAUCAAAGAAAAUAAACAUUCUUAUUUUAUCAUUAUCUAUUUAAAGAGCAUUAAAAUAAUUUUAACUUAAUCUUUGCUAGUUUAUUGUUAUUGAAAUCAAAGAGAGAAUAAGCGAUCUAUGUUAUCUUAUACUUGCCACUUGAAUUUUUUUCGCUGUAGUGAAUUUAAAAAUUAACCCUUUCGAGUCGAUUCUAUUUUCAUAGAAAGUAACGUGUGACUUCAAAUAAAUGGUCGCACUUCGUAUCUAAUAUUUUAAUCUCUAAAUACGUUUUAUUAGAAAACAACAUAUACCACAAGGUGCAGCGUAAAAAGCUCUACAAUCUACAUUGUAAAGCUUAUUUCAAUUGUGUACUUUUUGUUUCCAAAAAAAAGCAAAACUUUGUGUGACCGGUUUUUAAGGUUGUGAAAAUUGAACGUAGGAUAUCCUAGGUCAGGAUUCGAGUAUUUCAUCUCGCGAUUCGCGACACGCCCGAUUCCAACUGAGAUCGCACUGGUUCCAAAUAGAACUCGAUGAGCUCUAUCCAACGCACUAGUUUUUUUCCGAAAACAAACAAUCCUUACUGGUCAACACCCGUUUUUUUCGCAAAAAAAGACGAGAAAAAGGGUGGGUGUGGGUGAGGGUGUGGGUGUGGGUGAGGGUGAGGGUGUGGGUGUGGGUGGGGUGUGAGUGUGGGGUGUGGAUGUGACUGUGGGUAUGGGUGUGCGUGUGGGUGUGGGUGUGUCGGUGUGGAUGUGGGUGUGGGGUAUGGAUGCGGAUCGUCUACUCACCCACACCCUACACCCAUACCCUCACCCAUACCCUACACCCAUACCCUCACCCACACCCCACACCCAUACCCUCACCCACACCCUACACCCAUACCCGCACCCAUACCUAAAUUACGUUCUUAUGUGUCCCUGUUCUUUCAGGUAGGAUAAUGGUAUCUGUGAUGUCAAGCUAUCAAAUUAUUAUGAAUAUAUCUUUCUUUUGAAAC
Rotaria sordida is the source of this 1450-nucleotide messenger RNA. The record is from the annotation of a GenBank genome assembly. NCBI's taxonomy places the organism in Eukaryota, Metazoa, Rotifera, Eurotatoria, Philodinida, Philodinidae.